UGCUGGAGUUCCUGUUAACGCCCGCAGGUGUGACGGGGCGGCUGCCCAUACCGCACAAAGUGGUCUCGAUAGGACGCUCGGCAGGCAAAUGGCGGCUGUGGUGUUCUCGUCUGCCGUUAUCGCGGUCCGCUUCUCCUCUCGCAGCCUCCGCCCCCUUGCCGCCCCCUUCUCCGCCAGCGGGGGCGGGGAACAGCGGCGGCUCGUGCUUUAUACGAAGCCUGGGUGUUGCCUCUGCGACGGCCUCAAAGAGAAGCUCCACGCCGCCCUCUCUCUCGACGGCCCCUCCUCCAUUCACCUCCAGGUGAGGGACAUUACAGUGAAUCCCGAGUGGGAGAGGCUCUACCAGUACGAAAUUCCCGUCCUUGCCAAAAUUCACCUAGAUGGAACCGAGGAAACACUUCCAAGGUUAUCUCCUCGUCUUGGGGUGGAGCUCAUCCAGAAGAAAAUUGCUGCUGCAUUUGAGCAAUAAAUGAAAUUUUGUUCUCUUUUUCAUCUCUUAUUCAAAUAAAUCAGUAAAGCAUCAUGUGAAAAUGGGUGAACGAUGUGUUUACCAUGUUCUACAUAUUUAUAAUUCACGAACCAUCUAAUAUUGCGACAAUAAUGCUAAUUGAUGUAUUCUCUUCCCUUUUUCUCCA
Messenger RNA from Phoenix dactylifera (date palm), 635 nucleotides. RefSeq names its product Thioredoxin superfamily protein. Lineage: Eukaryota; Viridiplantae; Streptophyta; Magnoliopsida; Arecales; Arecaceae. The record is from RefSeq and is a predicted model, not a curated record.